AUGCGCUGCGCCAAGAUCGUGACACAUCCGUCACUCCGAUCGCGGACGCGUCACAUCUUGUCUCCCACCACCACCACCGCUCCCCCCAACGUCGCUCAUCGCCCAAUGGCUGCCCUAUCGGACACGGAAGGCGAGGAGGAGGGGGAGGGGGCUCCAAGUAGCCCCCAAGCGUCGCUCGCGUUCCCGAGCGGCGCUGCGCCUCGCUGUCUGGGCCCCCUCUCCGACCCCGGCACCCGUCCUCUUUCAGCCACGGACCUAGGCGCCCGCAUCCAUCAAAACCUUUCCCUCCCUUCUUCGCGCUAG
Schizophyllum commune H4-8 is the source of this 303-nucleotide messenger RNA. RefSeq lists its product as uncharacterized. Bases 1 to 303 code for a protein of 100 amino acids. The transcript has 2 exons. NCBI's taxonomy places the organism in Eukaryota, Fungi, Basidiomycota, Agaricomycetes, Agaricales, Schizophyllaceae. The record is from RefSeq and is a predicted model, not a curated record.